Messenger RNA from Cylindrotheca closterium, 429 nucleotides. NCBI's taxonomy places the organism in Eukaryota, Bacillariophyta, Bacillariophyceae, Bacillariales, Bacillariaceae. The record is from the annotation of a GenBank genome assembly.
AUGUCAGACUACGAAGCCCCCAAGCCUCAAUCCAUCCUUCACCAAAUAGGACGUCUUGGAUCCAAAAUGUACAAGCCCUUAAAGAAGAACAAAUCAGCGAGGGAUGACGAUGUGCAGGAAUCAGCACACGUGCUAGUACUGGACAGCGACGGAGUCCUUGACGAGAAUGGGAUCUUUCACGGGAUUGACGCCAGUGGCCAUGAAGACUUUUCUUCCGUCACCAGCCAAGGAGAUUACGAAGAUAAUCUUAUCGAAGACAUGGAAGACACACCUUUGCCUCAAGCUACAGAGGACGGCAAGUGCGAUGGUAAUUCGCAAAAGGGAAAGGACGUGAGCAAUGAUGCCUCGGCUAGUCGCCGUUCGUCCAACAAAAGUCAUCGGAGGUCAGGUAACUCCCUCCGCAUUGAUACCACAGGAGAGAUGUUCUAG